Messenger RNA from Dovyalis caffra, 663 nucleotides. The record is from the annotation of a GenBank genome assembly. Lineage: Eukaryota; Viridiplantae; Streptophyta; Magnoliopsida; Malpighiales; Salicaceae.
AUGGAUGUGAUGGAGCAAUCUGCAGUUAUAAAUCCAAUCAAUGUUUCUUCUCAAUUCUCCUACUCUCCAUCUUCUUCUUCUUCACCACCUUCUUCUCACCAUUCCUCUCCGAGUACUUUCACUUCUCGUUCAAAGUCUUCUCAAAGUCUUGCUCCACCUUCAGCGGCCACGCCCCCUCCUCCUCCAGUUGUUAUUAGCCCUUGUGCUGCCUGCAAAAUCCUUCGCCGGCGAUGCGUUGACAAGUGUGUUUUAGCUCCUUAUUUUCCUCCUACCGAACCAUAUAAGUUCACCAUUGCUCAUAGGGUCUUCGGAGCUAGCAACAUCAUCAAGUUUUUGCAGGAACUUCCAGAGUCUAAGAGAGCAGAUGCAGUAAGCAGCAUGGUUUAUGAAGCCAAUGCUAGGAUCAGAGACCCAGUUUAUGGCUGUGCUGGUGCCAUUUCUCAUCUUCAAAAACAAGUUAAUGAUCUCCAAGCACAACUGGCUAAGGCACAAGCUGAGGUAGUGAACAUGCAAUGCCAACAAGCCAAUUUAGUUGCUCUACUUUGCAUGGAAAUGACACAGUCUCAACAAGAACCCAUCUUGCAACAACAUCAACACGUUGAUACAAGCUGCUUUCUUGACGAGAACAACUUGGGCACAUCAUGGGAACCUCUUUGGACAUGA